AUGAGUAUUUUCGAGAAGAACUCGUCUUCAGACGAUUCUAUCAGGGAGGACAAUUACAAUAAGAUCGACACGGCUGAACUUGGGAAAAAUUUCAACUUUGACAAAGAAUUCGCCGAAAUUGAAGCACAAGCAGAAGCAGUUAAAGUGAAUGAAACAUUUCUUCAAAAGCUUAAGAAUUGUGAGUUUGAACUCAACUUUGAAAAUAAACAGUUUAUGGUUUACUUUUUAGGUGCUUUUGCAUGUAUGGCAGGUUUACUUUCUGGUAUAGAUCAAUCUGUUAUAUCCGGAGCGAAUGUAUUUUUACCGGAAGCUCUUCAUUUGAAUGCCACUGAGUCUUCAUUGGUCAGUGCUCUUAUGCCAUUAGGUGCCAUGGCUGGAUCCAUUAUGAUGACACCAUUAAAUGAAUAUACUGGUAGAAAGAAGUCUAUCAUCAUCUCUUGUAUUUUCUAUACUAUUGGUGCUGGUUUGUGUGCUGGUGCAGUAAACCACAAGAUUAUGUAUGCUGGAAGAUUCAUUUUGGGUAUUGGUGUUGGUAUUGAAGGUGGUUGUGUCGGUAUUUACGUGGCAGAAUCAGUUCCUGCAAAUGUAAGAGGUCUGAUUGUUUCUCUUUACCAAUUCAACAUUGCUCUCGGUGAAGUUUUAGGUUAUGCAGUUUCUGCAAUUUUCUUUGAAGUACAUGGUGGUUGGAGAUUUAUGUUAGGUUCAUCUUUAGUUUUCUCCACCAUUUUGUUCUGUGGAAUGUUCUUCUUACCAGAAUCACCCCGUUAUUUAGUUCAUAAGAACAAAAUCGGUGAAGCUUAUAACGUCUGGAAACGUUUGAGAGAUAUCAAUGAUGAAAAGAACAAGUUGGAAUUCUUGGAAAUGAGACAUGCCGCUUUCCAAGAACAAGAAGCUAAUCGUACCGAAAAGAAAUAUGAAAUUUGGCUUGAUUUGUUUAUCAAUCCAAGAAAUAGAAGGGCUUUGGUAUAUUCCAUCAUUAUGAUCACUUUGGGUCAAUUGACCGGUGUGAACGCUGUCAUGUAUUAUAUGUCAACUUUAAUGGCAAAGAUUGGUUUUGAUAAGAAAAACUCUGUCUUUAUGUCUUUAGUUGGUGGUGGAUCCUUGUUAAUCGGUACCAUUCCUGCCAUUUUAUGGAUGGAUAGAUUUGGUAGAAGAGUUUGGGGUUUAAAUAUUGUUGGUUUUUUCAUUGGUCUUAUCCUUGUUGGUGUUGGUUACCUUAUCAAUAUCGACACUCAUUUGGCUGCUGCUGAAGGUGUAUAUUUGACUGGUAUCAUUUUGUAUAUGGGGUUCUUUGGUUCAUAUGCCUGUUUGACAUGGGUCUUACCUUCUGAGAGUUUCGAUUUGAGAACAAGAUCAGUUGGUAUGACCAUUUGUUCCACCUUCUUGUACUUGUGGUCUUUCAUUGUCACUUACAAUUUCACUGGAAUGCAAAAUGCUAUGACUUACACUGGUUUAACUUUGGGAUUCUAUGGAGGUAUUGCCUUCAUUGGGUUCUUUUAUCAAAUCUUAUGUAUGCCCGAAACAAAGGAUAAAACUUUAGAAGAAAUUGAUGACAUUUUCUCCAUGAAGACAAAGGAUUUAAUUAAACAAAAUAUCAGAGGAAUGAAACAAUAUUGGGGAAGAUCUUAA
This is a messenger RNA of [Candida] anglica, 1629 nucleotides long. The record is from the annotation of a GenBank genome assembly. Lineage: Eukaryota; Fungi; Ascomycota; Pichiomycetes; Serinales; Debaryomycetaceae.